Delphinapterus leucas (beluga whale) is the source of this 2264-nucleotide messenger RNA. The record is from RefSeq and is a predicted model, not a curated record. Lineage: Eukaryota; Metazoa; Chordata; Mammalia; Artiodactyla; Monodontidae.
GCCCACUGGUUUAACAGUUUGGAGCCACUCCCAGGGCCGAGGUCCAGGAGGAGGGCAGGACUACAACUCCCAGCACGCCGUGAAGCCACGCCCCCACCGCAGCUCCGCCCCCGCGAGUUCUCCAUUGGCCUCCAGGGGGUGGGGAUUAGAUGGGAGGUGGCCAUGGGGACGCGGCAGGGGUUUGUCCCCUCCUCGGCCUCCGUAGAGGAAGUCGCGCCGACCUGUAUCUGGGGUUUCGGUGUCCCCGCCUUCCAGGGGGUCCGGGGUGACAUUGCACCGCGCCCCUCACGGGGUCGCGUCGCCACCCCACGCGGACUCCCUGGCUGGCGUGCUUCAUCCCUUCGCCUCUCUUGGCCGGGCCCCCACCUCGCCCCCAGCUGCCCAGCCAUGGGGGCCGCAGUGUUUUUCGGAUGCACUUUCGUCGCUUUCGGCCCGGCCUUUGCGCUUUUCUUGAUCACUGUGGCAGGAGACCCGCUUCGCGUCAUCAUCUUGGUCGCCGGGGCAUUUUUCUGGCUGGUCUCCCUGCUCUUGGCCUCUGUGGUCUGGUUCAUCUUGGUCCAUGUGACCGACCGGUCGGAUGCCCGACUCCAGUAUGGCCUCCUGAUUUUUGGUGCUGCAGUCUCUGUCCUUCUACAGGAGGUGUUCCGCUUUGCCUACUACAAGCUGCUUAAGAAGGCAGAUGAGGGGUUAGCAUCGCUGAGUGAGGACGGAAGAUCACCCAUCUCCAUCCGCCAGAUGGCCUAUGUUUCUGGUCUUUCCUUCGGUAUCAUCAGUGGUGUCUUCUCUGUUAUCAAUAUCUUGGCCGAUGCUCUUGGGCCAGGUGUGGUUGGGAUCCAUGGAGACUCACCCUAUUACUUCUUGACUUCAGCCUUUCUGACAGCAGCCAUUAUCCUGCUCCAUACCUUUUGGGGAGUUGUGUUCUUUGAUGCCUGUGAGAGGAGACGGUACUGGGCUUUGGGCCUGGUGGUUGGGAGUCACCUACUGACAUCGGGACUGACAUUCCUGAACCCCUGGUACGAGGCCAGCCUGCUGCCCAUCUAUGCAGUCACUGUUUCCAUGGGGCUCUGGGCCUUCAUCACAGCUGGAGGGUCCUUCCGAAGUAUCCAGCGCAGCCUCUCGUGUAAGGACUGACUACCUGGACUGAUCGCCUGACAAAUCCCACCUGCCUGCCCACUGCCCGUGACUGAGCCCAGCCCUAGCCCGGGUCCAUUGCCCACCAUUCUCUGUCUCCUCGUCGGUCUAUUCCACCACCUUCAGGGUUUUGCUUUGUCCACUCAUGACCUUUAGUCUCUAGGCUUUACCAGGAGCAGUCUGGGUUCAGCCAGUCAGUGACUGGUGGGUUUGAAUCUGCACUUAUCCCCACCAUCUGGGGACCCCCCCCCCUUGUUGUCCAGGACUCCCCAUGUGUCAGUGCUCUGCUCUCACCCUGCCCAAGACUCACCCCCAUUCCCCUCUGCAGGCCGACGGCAGGAGGACAGUCGGGUGAUGGUGUAUUCUGCCCUGCGCAUCCCACCCGAGGACUGAGGGAACCUUGGGCGGGACCCCUGGGCCUGGGGUGCCCUCCUGAUCUCCUCGCCCUGUAUUUCUCCAUCUCCUGUUCUGGACAGUGCAGGUUGCCAAGAAAAGGGACCUAGUUUAGCCAUUGCUGUGGAGAUGAAGUCAAUUGGAGGUUCAAGGGUAGGCGAGCUCUGAGUUUCCCAGUACCCCCUCCCCAGACUGGAUAUCUUAAGUCUUUUUCUCAGGUCUGAGGGGAACCAUUUCUGGUGUGAUAAAGACCCCCAAAUUGCCUUUUUCUUUUGAAGCGGGAGGAGGGAGGAAGUAUGUGUUAAUUCUUCUCCUAACCUCCUUGGACUAUAUUUUCCCUCCUCAAAUUGCUCCUUAUGGCUGGGCUUAUAUCUAUCCAGCUUUCCCCUUGGUCCCAGGCUUUGGGGGAAAGGAAGGAAGUGCAUGUUUGGGAACUGGUAUUACUGGAACUAAUGUUUCAACCUCCUUGACCACCAGCAUCCCUCCUCUCCCCAAGGUGAACUGGAGGGUGCUGCGGGGAGCUGGCCCACUCCAGAGCUGCAGUGCCACUGGGGGAGUCAGCCUACCGUGACAUCGCAGGGAAGGAGGGCAGAUUUUUUUCUAGUUUUUAAUUGGGGGAUGUGGGGGGGGGGGGGGAGGUUUUCUAUAAACUGUAUCAUUUUCUGCUGAGGAUGGCGUAUCCCAUCCUUUUAAUCAAGGUGAUUGUGAUUUUGACCAAUAAAAAGGACUUUAUAAUUGUG